Molecule: messenger RNA, 725 nt
Organism: Hordeum vulgare subsp. vulgare (domesticated barley)
Lineage: Eukaryota; Viridiplantae; Streptophyta; Magnoliopsida; Poales; Poaceae
Exons: 2
Coding region: 39-635 (198 amino acids)
Source: RefSeq, a predicted model, not a curated record
UCGAGGCCAAGUUUGGGGUCUCGGAUGCUGGCACUGAUAUGUACAUCAUGGAACAAUUCUAUGACUACAGGAUGACUGCAGAGCGCUUCGUGGUUGAGCAAACUCACGAAAUACAGUCAUUUGCAAGAGAACUUGAGCAUUUCAAUUGCAUUCUACCGGACAAGUUUGUUGCCGGAGGCAUCAUCACUAAACUUCCUCCUUCGUGGAAGAACUUUGCUACCUUACUGAAGCAUAAGAGGCAGGAGUUUUCCGUUCCGGAUCUCAUUGGUACUCUUGAUGUGGAAGAAAAGGCGAGAGCAAAAGACACACGUGCUCGAGGUACUGAGGGAGGAUCCAGUAUCAAUCUGGUACAGAAGAAAAAAUUCCGGCCCCACAAUUUCAAGAACAAGGGCAAGUUUGAUGGUAAGGGAAAGUUUGAUGGGAAUAAUGAGGCUUCGCAGCACACCAACUUCAAGAAGAACACUGACAAGAAGAAAGGUGUUUGUCAUAUCUAUGGAGAUCUUGAUCAUUGGGUACCCAGCUGCCCUAACCAUUAUGACAAGCGUCAACAUGGGAAAGGCGGCAAGACCGCUAAUGUUGUCAUUGGUGACACUAACGUGAAGGAUGUUGGACCACAGGGACUUCCACCAUGCUGAUGGGCAAUGGUUCAAGUGCUUCUGUUCUUGGUGUUGGCUCGGUUGAUCUGAAGUUUACUUCAGGGAAGAUCGUGCGACUGAAGAACGUGC